This is a messenger RNA of Morus notabilis, 728 nucleotides long. Its product is annotated as protein KRTCAP2 homolog. The record is from RefSeq and is a predicted model, not a curated record. The transcript is spliced from 5 exons. The coding region runs from base 123 to 488 and encodes 121 amino acids. NCBI's taxonomy places the organism in Eukaryota, Viridiplantae, Streptophyta, Magnoliopsida, Rosales, Moraceae.
UGUGGCCGGUGUAUAACCGCGGCACGAGACUCCAUCGAUUUUGUUCGCAGUUCGCAUUCUGGGAAUCUGAGGAAAGGAGAUCUGAUCGCACGGCUCUUUUGCUCUUCUGACGACCUGAGUCCAUGGCGGGCCCUGGGAGUUCCAUGCUCUACUCUUCACUUCUGUUUACUGUCAUUCUCUCUCUUCAAGAAAUGUAUAGAGGGAAGUUAGCGUCGACGGAGUUAUUUACCAUACUCGGGGGUUUUAUUAGUUCCCUCCUCUUCCUCAUGUUGCUGACGUUCAUUAGUAAUUUUCAGGAAACAUGUGGCAUAAAGACCGGCUGGGGUGCUGUUAUUGUAGCCGAAGUUGUUGCUCUUAUUGCUGCUAGCACUGUCCAUCGAGUUUGUAUCACGACAUGUUUCUUGUUUUCAGCUGUACUACUCUAUGAAAUCCACAAGCUUUCAGGGAUGACGCUUUCCAAGAGUGAAUCGAAAACUAAAAGGCACUGAAUGAGAUUCUGCGUAGUUUAGAAAUUUAUAUAUGAAUGAUGUGAUCAAGUGUCGACUGCGGCUUUUUACUUGUUGUUUCUAUUUAAAAUACUACACCCGAAAGAUACCAUUUUGAGAUGUAUUAGAUGUUUCUUAACAAUUCAGUAACUUGGAAGAUGACAUUACUUGUAGUACUUGGAGAAUUUCAAUGUUUUCAAUAUAAUUUUCUCUAGGCACCAAGAUGCUUUGGGAAAAAGCUUA